GACAGCGCGAGCCUCGGCCGGCCCCGUCUUCAAGGGCGUCUGCAAGCAGUUCUCCCGCUCCCAGGGCCACGGGUUCAUCACCCCGGAGAAUGGCACAGAGGACAUCUUUGUGCACGUGUCUGACAUCGAGGGGGAGUACGUCCCGGUGGAGGGGGACGAGGUGACGUACAAGAUCUGCCCCAUCCCUCCCAAGAACCAGAAGUUCCAGGCGGUGGAGGUGGUACUCACCAACCUGGCGCCCCACACGAAGCAC
This is a messenger RNA of Merops nubicus (carmine bee-eater), 253 nucleotides long. RefSeq names its product cold shock domain containing C2, RNA binding (gene CSDC2). The record is from RefSeq and is a predicted model, not a curated record. Gene Ontology annotation, cellular component: cytoplasm. The annotation marks the transcript as partial. Lineage: Eukaryota; Metazoa; Chordata; Aves; Coraciiformes; Meropidae. Gene Ontology annotation, molecular function: mRNA 3'-UTR binding. Gene Ontology annotation, biological process: regulation of mRNA stability. The transcript has 2 exons.